ACCAACAACUUAAAGCAGACACAUAUAUGGUGAACAGUAGCUACUUCUUUAUUUCUGCAUCAAAAGUUCCUCGUUAUCGUUUAAAACAUGGCUGGAAUUCAAAUCUUAACUUUUUUGAUGGUGUUAUCAGCUACAAAUAUAGAUUCAACAGAUGUUUUUGUGUCAAAAAGUGACGGAGAAGAUCAAAAGAAUUGUGGAGAACAGCUGUUCACUCCCUGCAAAUCACUGGAAUAUGUGCUUCAAAACAAAACUGGGAUGUCAGAGCUGAAAAUCAAAAUAGACGGAGGUACCGAUAUGUUAAAACCUCACAUAUACCUCGUUAAUAAAUCUACUAUCCUUGACAAAAACAUCACCCUGUGCAAAAGUGGUGACAUUCGUCCAUCUGUUGCUAGAACGGACGAAUCAUCUCCUUGGUUUUUAUAUGAGAAUUGUGAAAAGAGGCGGACUCUAAAUGUGGACGGCAUUCAAUUUUACCAAAUAUCACUGAUUCGUAUCAAGUGUAACGUAACAAUUACAAUCUCAGACUGUCUUAUUGAUAGUAGCUUACAUUUCAUAACAACAGGCUUUACACAAUCAGCUCAUUAUUUAGCUGAUGUCGAAAUAUUGAACUGCAAAAUAAGUAAUUCACAACUAUUAUUUCAAGUGAUUGCUCAUCUGAAAUUAAACAUAAAUAAUACAAGCAUCCAAGGAGGCAAAAAAAAGUUCCUGCUAAUGAAAUACGCUGGGAAUUUUAAUUUUAGAAUGUCAAACUGUGUUUUAAGUGGUGGGAUCGCAUUUUUUCUAGACUAUUUCGCCCAAGAUGUAAGAAAUAUAACCAAAAUCAUAGAUAUAUCAAACACGCAAUUUCUUGGAAAAAACAAACAUAAAACUGCAAUAUUAGUCGAAACAUUUGCCAUAGUUACCAUUAGAUAUUGUUAUUUUAAUGGUUACACUAAAACUGCAGUCUCAUUAUCAAUAAGUCAUCUGUUUAUAACGGGGUCUAAUUUUUCGGAUAACAAUGAUGGAGCUUUGUAUGUUUCAGACGGUAAGGGAUUGAUAAGUAGAAGUGUAUUCUUAAAUAACACUGCAAAGUUUGGAGGGGCGAUAUAUUUGUCAGGUACAUCAUUAGAAAUAAGAAAUUCGCAGUUCAUCUCAAAUGUAGCAAAGAUUUCUGGUGGAGCUAUACAUAGCGACUACCCGAAUCGUUUUACCGAACUUAAAUUACGCAAUGUUAUUUUAUUAGGCAAAACAAAAUUUCCAAAAGUUUCAGGUGUUUUAAUGUAUUCGUCAACGCAUUUAGAUUUAAUUAAUGUUAGUAUGGUGCUCCAGUCAACGUUGCCAAGCUGGCCUGGAAAUGGAUUUCAUUGCAAUCCGGAUUGCGUUGCUUACAUGUAUAAUAAAAGUUAUGAUUUUGCUUACACCUGCCCAGAAAAUCAUGACAUUGAGCCUAUUUUUACAACGUAUCGUGAAGAGAAGAUUAUUGCAACAAUUCUUUGUAUUAGAUGCAAAAUGUCAACUUACAUUGAGCCGCGAGGAAGUAUAAAAUUUUCCCACAAUAAGAGUGGUACAAUGAGAACGGAUAUUAACUCAAAAUGUCAAAAGUGUCCAUUGGGCGCCAAUUGUAACGACAAACUAAUUAGUCGAGGGAAUUUUUGGGGCUAUCGAUCAAUAAAAGAACAGGGUAUAAAGUUUUUACCGUGCCCACCAUUGUAUUGUUGUUCAACUUAUGGCUCGAAAUGCAUCUCCUAUAACUCUUGUAAUAAGAAUAGGAACGGAUAUUUAUGCGGUUCUUGCAUACCAGGGUACAGAGUAAAUUAUUUUGAUGGUGAAUGCGUUUCCAAUAAGAGCUGUUGGAAGUCCUUAUUCUGGGUGCUUUACAUUUUCUAUGUGAUUCUUUACACGGGUUUGCUGUUGUUUUACAAAGAUCUAUUUUUAUUUGUGUUAAAGCAAAUUCACAGAUUGAAAGGAAAACGUAAAAACAGAGAUACUCUGACCGAACCAUUAUUUGAAAACAAUGAAAAUAGAGUAUCUCAAUACGAAGAAGUGUAUGAUGAUUCCGGGUCAAACUAUGCAAUCAGCCUUAGAAGUAAUACAAGUACCGAUUUUGAUAAUAUUAGUCAAACAAGCGACGAUGUCUUAUCAGAAACUGAAUACCUAGACCCAAGUAUAGUAAGAAACAUUACUGGUUUGAAAACAAUAUUAUUUUUCUUUUACCAAAUCGAGGCCUUAUUACAGAUUCGACAAAGGGAUAAAGAAAAUCACGCAUUCUUAAAUAGCGUUAGCAAUGCAAUCUCAUCGGUGCUAAAUUUGCAAGUUAUUUCUAUGAAAAUUUCAAAGCUCUGCCCAUAUGAGAAUUUUACAAACGUUGGUAAAGAAUUCGUUCAAAGUAUUACAGUUCCAAUGGCAAUUAUUUUUCUUUUCCUUGUUCUGGGUGCUAGAACACUUCAUCAAGCAUGGAAAAAAAUAAUCAAAGGAUGCAAGCAAUGGACACACCAGGCCAAAACAUUUCCAAUAAAGAUUAAAUUGUGUCUAAUCCAGUUGACGCUGCUAGGUUACACUGGAAUUUCAGCAUUCUGUUUGAAAAUGGUAAAUUGCGUCAAUGUAAACGAUACAUAUUAUUUGUACAUACAAGGUGAUGUUGUUUGUUACUCAUGGUGGCAAUGUCUAAUCAUCGUGUUCCUUUCCAUUUGGGUUGUGCCAUUCCCUUUAUCAACAUAUCUAUCGCUAAAACUGCUAGAUAGUGGGUUUGUAUCCAUAUCUCGAUUUUACAUUUGUUUUGUCCUUCCUCCAUAUGCAAUAUACCUGUAUAUAUUAAAGAAGAAACUGAAGAUGGUAAAUGUUACCGUAAUCUCCGCAGAUAACAAGGAAAAAGAUGCCAUCAUCGAACUGUUUACUAAGCCGUAUAGAAAAAAUACAUCUACAGACGGUUCAAUUAACUGGGAAGUGGUUGUAUUGAUGCGGCGUCUAACCUUGUCAAUUAUUUGCAUGUGCAUCCAUAAUCCAGUUUUCAAGAUGAUUCUCACAUUCCCUACGCUUUUGUUAUAUCAACUUCAUCACUGGUAUUCAAGACCAUUUUUUAAAAACGUGUUAAACAGAUUGGAAACAGUGUCGUUGUCAACAUUGAUUGUUUUCAAUGUUUUUGAUUUGAUUUGGGCACAAGAUUACCUGUAUGAUCUUUCAAAUUUACCAGGCUUUGAGUUGAUGAAUACUGUUUUCAUUUGGAUUCGCGACAUUGUCUUAAUAUUACCACCAUUGGCAAUCCUUGUUAUUAUACUAAUCGCUGCAGUAAGAAAGCUUUUUUGGGGGAUAAAAAAAUAUGUUAGAGACAGAGAUUCUGAUGACGAUACAUAAAAUGUGACCUUCUUACCAGCUGAUUACCAUACACGUGUAUUUGAUCAAUAGUGACUUUAUUCAAAAGUAUUAUACGGGAUUUUCAGUUUGUCAAUUUAGUAAUUUAGCGUACUAUUUUGUUUGACAACUGUUUUUAUAUUUUUUUGAGCAAGUGAAAUACGCUAAUGAUUUUAGUGUAAAUGGUAUAUUGCGAAAAGCACAUUUUGCUUGUAUUUAUUUUCACUCGUAUGUUUUAAGCUUUAGCAGAUAGAUUUGGAUUAAAAAUUAACAAGAGUUUUUAUACGUGUGUGAAUUUCAUUUUUACAGUAAAUAUCCUACAAUCUGAAUUUUUUGUUGUUGCUUGUUAGUUUAUUUGAAUCUCUGUUUUAAUACGACACUUAACUUUUAGAAACUUUUCUCCCAGCUUAAAAUUUUUUUUCCUAACUUUGUUAUAUGCAUAAUUAACAAUUUAGCAUUGUAUUUACCGGUUCGGCACCUACAUUUGUGACGAUAUAUUUUGUAGAGAAAACCCUGUAAAUACAGUUAAAAAUAGUAAAUAACACUUUUGUAUACCUAAAGCAUUUUAUAUUAUAAUCAGAAACAAAAUUUCUUUUCUAUUCAUUUACAAAAAAAGAGGUAGAAAACUUGUACAUUGCAAUUAGGCGUGUAAGUAAUAAAGACAAGAUGUUAUUUGUUCUUUGCAAACUGCGUCUUUUUUAUGUAUGGUCUUUUGUAUUCAUGGCGACAUACUGCGAAACAAAAAUGACAGAUGUGUGGAACUCCAUUUUAAGGGAAACUUUUCGAAAUACAUGGAUUUCCGGUUGCGGUCCGGUUUUACCCUUUCUUUAUAAUUCCAAAUUGUGUUGUAUAAUACAUCUGGUUUGAAUCGUUAUCUUAAUGUUACGCCAAGCGGUUUUGUUGGUUUCGUAUCUAGUCUGUUAUUUGGCGUAAAAGAAAAA
Messenger RNA from Hydractinia symbiolongicarpus, 4268 nucleotides. RefSeq lists its product as uncharacterized. The transcript is spliced from 2 exons. The record is from RefSeq and is a predicted model, not a curated record. NCBI's taxonomy places the organism in Eukaryota, Metazoa, Cnidaria, Hydrozoa, Anthoathecata, Hydractiniidae. Bases 88 to 3330 code for a protein of 1080 amino acids.